UUUGCAGCCUGAAAUACAUCAGUUGCACGAAAGACACCAUGAUCAGCAUGAGACCGACUGACAGAAAUCUCUUGCUUCGAGUAUCAUGAUCCUGAGCGGGUGUUUGAGGGAAAGUGAGGUGUUAUUCAAGAGUUCGAUAAGGUGGUACGCGUCUUUGCAUCUAUGUGGGCAGACCAGAUCAGCGCGUCCGAAGAUCCCAAAGCUCCAGUUGGAUAUGAUGUCGACGAUGAUGCCCCUGUUGUAGAUGUACCCGAAUCUGAAACCCGGAGCACAGCAGUCGAAGAGCAUGCAGCCGUCGAUUCUCCACAGGUCGUCCCAGCAUCCCUGCAAGCCAAACCAAGCGCACAGAUAUCAUUCCCCAUCUCCGAGGACCUACCCCAAACGUUCCCGACGACGGUAUCCAUGUCCGACUCACCUUCUACUCACAGCCACCCAGAACGUUCAGCCAUACCUGCGCAUGUGCAUGCGAAUGUUACAUUUGACGCGAAAGCGACCACGCCUCCGCGGGCGAGUUCGCCUGAACCUAAGAGAGCCCUCUCGACACACAAUAUCCAGAGACUUGCGAGGAAGAUAAGUCUUAGCGGUAAAGCUCCAAAACUGCCUGGGGUUUUACGCAGAUGGGAGUUGAGCAGGAGGAGUUGGAUGUUCCAAUGGCGGCGUCUCCACUGGCUUCGUAUGUGGGACUUGAGGACAGGUGCAUUGUUGAAGAUGAUGGCAGGGCAUAAGAGUGAGGUGUGUGCAUUAGCGGUGUCACGAGACGGGCAAUUGAUAGCAAGUGGUGAUGAGAAGGGAGAGGUCAUUGCCUGGCACGGAGCAACUGGUGUAUUUAUCACCCAAGCCAUCAAAGCCAAGUCCGGGAUCAUAUCACUGGACUUUUCGGAAAGUUCUGCUUCUAUCAGUGUGAAGUACAUGCAACAAGCUGUCAGACUCGUCGCUGUCGGUGCAGAGCAUGUGCACUGACCAUCCGGUGUUGUCUAGGUGGCAUUGCUGAUGGGCACGACGUGACAUAUCUG
Messenger RNA from Suillus fuscotomentosus, 1013 nucleotides. RefSeq lists its product as uncharacterized. The record is from RefSeq and is a predicted model, not a curated record. Bases 163 to 960 code for a protein of 265 amino acids. Gene Ontology annotation, cellular component: transcription factor TFIID complex. NCBI's taxonomy places the organism in Eukaryota, Fungi, Basidiomycota, Agaricomycetes, Boletales, Suillaceae. Gene Ontology annotation, molecular function: RNA polymerase II general transcription initiation factor activity; protein binding. The transcript has a single exon. Gene Ontology annotation, biological process: transcription initiation at RNA polymerase II promoter.